Diaporthe batatas is the source of this 528-nucleotide messenger RNA. RefSeq lists its product as uncharacterized. Bases 1 to 528 code for a protein of 175 amino acids. NCBI's taxonomy places the organism in Eukaryota, Fungi, Ascomycota, Sordariomycetes, Diaporthales, Diaporthaceae. The record is from RefSeq and is a predicted model, not a curated record. The transcript is spliced from 2 exons.
AUGGCCGGCCAUCUAUCCCUCGAAGGAACUGUCGCCUCGUCCUCCGAGUCUCACUCCUCUGACGCCACCUUGAUCACCGAUGAUCGACCACAUGCAGGUGUUCUCGCCGGAAUCAUACCGGCUCUUCUUCGCAGCGGAUACAAUUCGAUUGAUGUCGAAUCCCGAUCUGCCAGUGACCAGAAGGUCAUCAACAAAGGCCAGCAGCCUGAGACCACCCCCGGGCCUCACCCCCGGAGCUACGACACCUCUUCCGGCUCGGAAAUCAUCCAUAACGCAAUUCCGAACGCGGGCCAGCAUGCUGCCAUGGUGACAAUAGAGGACGGCUCCGAAGAGGCGCCGCUGGAUCGCCCUGGGCGCUCAUGGACCUGGGUAGCGGUGCUCAUUUUCAUUGUUCUGUUGACCAUCAUGUUGCUGGGUCUUAUCGUGGGAGUCGUGACGAAGCAGGUAGCAUGGGGCAUUGCAACGUCGGGAGCUGUAGCCCCAGUCGUCGUUUUCUUUGGGGGCCUUUUCUAUCAUCGCAGCAAGUGA